Molecule: messenger RNA, 1815 nt
Organism: Akanthomyces muscarius
Lineage: Eukaryota; Fungi; Ascomycota; Sordariomycetes; Hypocreales; Cordycipitaceae
Exons: 3
Coding region: 1-1815 (604 amino acids)
Biological process (GO): peroxisome organization
Cellular component (GO): peroxisomal membrane
Source: RefSeq, a predicted model, not a curated record
AUGGCUGCCUUUGAGCCGCAUUGGCCGCCUGCCGCAGCCAUGUCCGCUUAUGAUGAUGACUCCGUGGUCUCCGGCUCGCCCGCCCUUCUCGAUGAGAGCUUCGUAGCUCCUCCCACCUAUGCCGCCUUUUCGCCCGUCACACUCUCUGCGAAUACACCGUCGAGAUCCUCGCGUCGGUCGACCGUCCUUGUCCACCAGAAGAGCCCGUUAUUACUCGCCACCCCACCCCAGAUCACACGAGCUCUCGCAUAUAGCCAUCCGUUUCUCCUACCGCUCAAUACCUUUGUUGGCCUGUUGACGUGGAGCACUGGUGACCCAUGGCAGAGCUUUCUUUUUCUCUCCGCAUUUUGGUUCAGCGUUCUUUAUGGCGACACCAUUCUGAUGAGGGCCGGCCCUGUCGCUGUCGGCAUCAGCAUCAUCAUUGCCAUGUACGGUCGCCGCUACAGCCCGCUUAGUAGCAGCGGCUGGCGUAAGCCAGGCAAACCUAAUAAGAAAAAGUCGUCAACUACUGCGCAGUUUUCGAAUGCAGACGGGGAGGCUAGCACUUCGAACACGCCAAGCAAACCGAAAAAGCAGGAGGAUAGCAGCACUAAACACCAAAAGACCCUCGACGAGAUUGUCGAGACUCUUAAAGAGUUUACCGGCCGCUGUAACUCACUGAUGGAACCGAUGCUCGAAAUGACAGACUUUCUCAGCACCCAGCGCACUGCCACUAGUGCUACUACCAGGCCUGCCUUGACUGCCAUGUUUAUGCGCCUUCUCAUCGUCACACCGUUCUGGUUUGCACUCACUAUGCCGCCUUUGAGAAUCAUUACCGUCCGCCGAGUUGUCCUAAUUGUCGGUACAAUUGCGCUUACCUGGCAUGCCCGUGUAAUGCGCGUCUGCAGGACUAUCCUCUGGCGAAGUAAGACUGUCCGCCGUUUCGCUGCCGCCGUUACAGGCCUUCGCUUUGACACACCCGCAAGGAACGCAGCUGCCGCUCAGCUCCAAGCUGCGCAGCACGGUCACCGCCGCAACGACAGCACGCGCAGUGUAAAGAGCUCUGGCGUCAAGUUUACCUUUAUCAUUUACGAGAACCAGAGACGCUGGAUUGGACUGGGGUGGACCCAUAGCCUGUUCGCUUACGAGAGGGCUACCUGGACUGAUGAGCACAACAACGCUCUUCCUUCAAAAGACGAUUUCGAGCUGCCGCACGUUGAGGAUGGAAGCCGCAUGGAGUGGCAAUGGGCCGAAGGCAGUCGCUGGCGCGUGGAUGGUGUUGCAGACGAAAAUGGAGCUGUGGACUAUGAUGGCUCAGCAGGCCGCAACGGCUGGAUAUACUAUGAUACCAAGUGGAAUAAUGGACGCCGUGCAGUUGACGGUUGGGGCAAGUGGACGAGAAGACGCAAGUGGUAUCGAGAUGCUGAGCUUGUCGAAGUCGAGAAACCCGACCGUCGCCAGGCUGCCGCCAAAGACAAUGCUUCACUGCAUAGCAAGUCCGACUCUGCCUCCGUGGCCAACGUUCCUACCAUUGUGGAGGAUGAAAAGACCGAUGAUGCAAAUGCCAAAUUGAUUGACGAUAAUGCAUCCGUGUACUCUACCUCUUCGAAAUCGUCAUUUUGGCCUCCAAUGCUGCGGAAGCGGGCCACGGACCGUACUGCCGCUGACAAGGAGAAGGAGAAGAGAGAAGCUCGCGGUAAGCGAGCCACCGAAAGACAAGACAGCGGACCAGAUACGAGCGGCUUGGGCAUUGAAGUUGAAAUGGAGCUGCAACGACAAGGCAAAGAUGGCGGCCAGUGGGGCAUCGGCGAUGAUGCCAGGAUGAAUCUAGAAUGA